Meloidogyne enterolobii is the source of this 749-nucleotide messenger RNA. The record is from the annotation of a GenBank genome assembly. Lineage: Eukaryota; Metazoa; Nematoda; Chromadorea; Rhabditida; Meloidogynidae.
AUGCAAUACACCCAUGUGAACUACGUAAUUAUUAUAAUUGGUCAGAUUUGUUGGUUGAAUGCACACGGAAUACCUCCUGUCAUUUAUUUAACAAUGAACAAGUCGAUUCAACGAAAUUGUCUCGGAAUAUUAAAAAAGUUUGGCAGUACUACAUUAAAAUUCUACAAAAAUCUGCACUUAAAUUCUAUCCAGCCUAUUAUUCCUCAAAUAAAUCCUCCAAGGGAAGAUAAUCAAGUAAAUGUACAAAAUCAACAAAUCAAUCAAAAUUGAAUUUUCUAAACUUUUUAUUGUAAUAGUAUAUUAUUCCUUUUACCUCAAAAAUUUAAUAUUUUAACUUAAAUUUACAUAGUCCAAUCAAAAUUUAUCCAGAAAAUUAUAAAAAAUUUCUAAUUAAAAUUUAUAUUUAUUUAUAAAUUACUUAUAUACAUAAUAUGUAUUACUUUAGUAUAUGGGAUUUUUUGGUUUUGCAGAAACUUAAUAUGGAGACCUUUUGAAAAAUAUAUUCCCUGAUUUUUAUAGUGAUCCGAUCUCUAGCUCUCAGUUGCCCGGUCUCAACUAAUUGUUUUGCUUCAUUUCAUUUCUUAAAAAAUUUGAGUUUCGUGGAGGCAUUCUUAGUGUAUAUUAUAUGUAGUAGAUCAAAUAAAACUCUUGGAUUAUUUCAAUAUUAUCCGUGCACAGGUCUGUAUUUAUAUUUUUUAGGAAUUUAUGUUCGCUUUCUCUUACUAGAAUUGGUAAAAGUCUUGAAUAUG